GAGGCAGCACCACGUGUACUGUGUUGACUGUCAAAGCCUUCAGGAGCCCAAUUCCCGGAAGCUGUGAGUUCUGAAAGAAGUUCCUGCACUCGAGCGCCCGGAGUCUGCGAGCCCCCAACCAUGAGCGCCCCGGGCGUGCUGUCCUUUACCCAGCAAGGCUGGGAGCAGGUGCUGGCCAAAGUGAAACGGGCUUUGGUCUACCUGGACGCCGCCUGCGCCGAGAGCCUGCACUGGGGCUGCGGAUCCACGCGGCUUCUGGAGGCGGUGGGAGGUCCUGAGUGUCACCUGCGGGAGUUCGAGCCCGCCGCAGUUGGUGGUGGAGCCAAGCAGCCUAAGGCGGUGUUUGUGUUGAGCUGCCUGCUGAAAGGCCGGACCGUGGAGACCCUACGGGAUAUCAUCUGUCGCAGUCACUUCCAGUACUGUGUGGUGGUCACAGCCGUGAACCACGCUGUCCACCUCACCGCUAAUCACGUGCCGGCGGCUGCAGCGGCCGAGCUGGAAGGGCAGCAGCCGGUGUUCGAGCAACUGGAGGAGAAGCUGUGUGAGUGGAUGGGCAAUAUGAACUACACCGCCGAGGUGCUGCACGUCCCGUUGUUGCUCGCCCCUGUGGCUCCCCACCUUGCCUUGACUCCAGCCUUUGCUUCCCUUUUUCCACUGCUCCCCCAGGAUGUGCAUCUCCUUAACAGUGCCCGACCGGACAAGAGGAGACUAGGAAGCCUGAGUGAGGUGGAUGCCACGGCCCUGACCCCUGAGCUGUUUCUGCAGAUCAGGUGCCUGGUGUCAGGCCUCAGUUCUCUGUGUGAGCAUUUCGGGGUGCGGGAGGAGUGUUUUGCCGUAGGUUCCCUCAGUCGGAUCAUCGCUGCAGAUCUGGCUAAUUAUGCCCCUGCCAAGAACAGGAGGAAGACUGCCACAGGCAGGGCAUCAGUGGUCUUUGUGGACAGAACUCUGGAUCUCACGGGAGCAACUGGACAUCAUGGAGACAACUUGGUAGAGAAGAUCAUUUCAGUGCUUCCCCAGCUCCCGGGCCACACCAACGAUGUGAUGGUUAACAUGGUAGAGCUUACGGCACUCCAGAAUGAAGACAAGAGUCAGAGUAUGGUUGCGCCAGGCUGUCUUGCACAACCCAAGGACGCGGCUGCCAAAGCCUUGUGGGAAGCCUUACUGAGCACCAAGCACAAAGAGGCAGUGAUGGAAGUGCGGAGACAUCUAGUGGAAGCAGCAAGCAGAGAAAACCUGCCAAUCAAAAUGAGUAUGGGGAGAGUCACUCCGGGGCAGCUCCUGUCCUAUAUUCAUCUCUUCAAGAACAACCUCAAAGCUUUAGUGAGUCACUGUGGGCUCCUACAGCUUGGGCUGGCCACAGUUCAAACUCUGAAACACCCACAGACUGCCAAAUGGGACAACUUUCUGGCUUUUGAAAGACUCCUUCUCCAGAGCAUUGGGGAGUCAACCAUGUCUGUUGUGUUAAAUCAGCUGCUGCCCAUGAUGAAGCCUUUGAACCAAAGGACCAACAAUGAUUACAGCCCUGAAGAAUUGUUGAUCCUCCUGAUAUAUAUUUACUCUGUUGGUGGAGAGUUUACAGUGGACAAAGACCUGGGGGAAGCCGAAGAAAAAGUGAAGAAAGCAUUGGCUCAGGUCUUCUGUGAAGAGUCUGAAUUGUCACCUUUGCUGCAAAAAAUCACAGGCUGUGACUCUUCAAUUAAGCUGACUUUUCACAAAUCCAAAAUUGCCGUGGAUGAGCUCUUUACUUCGCUUCGGGAUAUUGCUGGAGCUCGGAAUCUCAUGAAACAGUUUAAGUCUGUGUAUGUUCCUGGAAAUCAUACCCACCAGGCAUCCUAUAAGCCAUUGCUGAGGCAGGUUGUGGAGGAAAUAUUUAAUCCUGAGAAGCCAGAUCCGGUGGAUAUCGAACACAUGUCUUCAGGCCUCACGGAUCUCCUUAAAACUGGAUUUAGCAUGUUUAUGAAGGUGAGCCGGCCCCAUCCCAGCGACCACCCUCUCCUGAUCCUCUUUGUGGUGGGCGGGGUCACAGUCUCAGAAGCCAAAAUGAUCAAAGACCUCGUGCCGUCCUUGAAGCCAGGAACCCAGGUUAUCGUGCUGUCCACGCAACUCCUGAAGCCAUUUAACAUUGCUGAGCUGUUAUUUGCGACUGACCGGCUGCAUCCAGACCUUGGCUUCUGAGCAUCUGCAAGGAUGAGACUUACCUGAGCUGGAAAUACCGAUACCGUUAUCCUGUCACCGUUCAAGAUACGCCUCCCAAACCGGUGUCCCCUUGCUAACGGUGGCCAUGACAGAAUUCUGCCUGAAGGGUCUUGGCAACCAUGCAGCGAAGUACUCUGCUCGGAUUCCCAACAACUUAAAAAAAAAAAAAAAAUUACUUUCAUUUUUCUAAAGGUGUCAAACUGUCUUUCAGCUGGCCACGUUUGACAUCAUCCCCGUUUCUCCUCAACCCUCUCUUUGUGGUCCUGAUUCCUGUGAUCCCGGAUUCUGUGAUCCUGGAAUCUUCCUGAUUCCAGCCGCAAGCUCACUGUUUCUAAAUAAACGCCUGUUGGCGAGUGUUGGUGGAUUACAAGCCAUUUGAUCUGCAGUUGCUCAAGAAAUUAGACAUGCUUCACAUCAGGAGUGUGAAAAAAGUUUGGUUUUCCUUAAGAU
Panthera uncia (snow leopard) is the source of this 2646-nucleotide messenger RNA. RefSeq names its product sec1 family domain containing 2 (gene SCFD2). The transcript has 9 exons. The record is from RefSeq and is a predicted model, not a curated record. NCBI's taxonomy places the organism in Eukaryota, Metazoa, Chordata, Mammalia, Carnivora, Felidae. The coding region runs from base 121 to 2175 and encodes 684 amino acids. Gene Ontology annotation, biological process: vesicle-mediated transport; intracellular protein transport.